Molecule: messenger RNA, 5665 nt
Organism: Colossoma macropomum (tambaqui)
Lineage: Eukaryota; Metazoa; Chordata; Actinopteri; Characiformes; Serrasalmidae
Product: complement C3-like
Exons: 44
Coding region: 98-5449 (1783 amino acids)
Cellular component (GO): extracellular region
Molecular function (GO): protein binding; endopeptidase inhibitor activity
Source: RefSeq, a predicted model, not a curated record
AGAAGUGGGCUGGGAGAGUAAAGUCACUUCAUUUUUUGGUUUUGCAUUUGCUUUGGUGAGAUGUCAGCACACUGUGUGUAGUCGGUCCUCAGUAAGGAUGCUUUCUUUAACAAUAUUCUUAUGGCUGAUGUCCAUCUGUGGUGACUUAAAUGCCCAGUUUCCAUCUCAUAAUUGGCGCUGGUGGGAGCCGCAUGUACGCUAUGAUUAUCGGCGCAUUUCUCUAGAGGAGCCAGACUUUGACCUGCUACCAAAGUUCAGUGUGGUGGCUCCUGUUCAGCUGAGAGUGGGGAGUAAAGAGAACAUCCUGGUGGAGGCGGUCAGUCUGUCUGAGGCUGUCACCGUCUCAUUCACACUGUAUGAUUUUCCAGCCAAAUCUAUCCUGCUGUGGCAGGGCACUGUCACCCUCAAUGCGGCUAACAGCUACAGCGCCAUUAAAAGUGUAGAGAUUGAUCCGAGCCUCCUGCGCCCUGAAGAGAAAUUGGAGAAGUCUGUCCACCUGGUCACCAAGUUCGGGAGCUUCUAUCGAAGCGAGCAGAAUAUUAAAGUGUCUUUCCUCUCCGGCUACAUCUUCAUCCAGACCGACAAACCCAUCUACAACCCAGGAGACACAGUGCGAUACCGAGCUUUUGUUUCUGAUGUGGAAUUCAAGGCAUUCAACGGCACCAUCUCAGUAGAAAUUCAGAAUCCUGAUGACAUUACAGUCCAUGCUUCAGGCCGGACUAGAGCACAGGACGGCAUCUUCUCUAACACUUAUGGACUCUCUGACUUGGUCAAGGAGGGGAAGUGGAAGAUUACUGCGAAGUUUGACCACUGGAAGGAGAACACAUUCAGCACUGAAUUUGAGGUUAAAAAAUAUGUGCUCCCAGCAUUCAAUGUUACUCUCACACCAGUGAAACAUCACUUGGAUAUGGAAGACAAAGAGUUAGUGGUGAAGGUGUCUGCAAGGUAUUUGUAUGGAGAGUCAGUGGAAGGGGUUGCGUAUGUAGUGUUUGGAGUGGAGAAGAAUGGAGAUAAAAUAAGACUGCCCUCCAUGAAACAAGUGAAAGAUCUGAAAGGAGGAGAAGCCAUUCUGACUAUGGAGGAGCUUAAGAGGUCUUACCCCAACAUCCAAGAAUUAGUGGGCUCUUCUAUAUAUGUCAAAGCUUCCGUCAUGACCAGCACAGGAAGUGACCUGGUGGAGGCUGAGAAGUCUGGCAUUAAAAUAGUCAUAGCAUCAUACAUGCUGUCCUUCAAAGGCACCCCAAAAAUUUUUAAACCAGGCCUGCCUUUUGACCUGACACUUAAGGUCAGCCACCACGAUGGCUCUCCGGCUCCAAACGUUCCUGUUAAAAUCAACUUCUUGUCCAGUCCAGUCUCAGUACACAGUGGCACCAUCAAAGUGACCUUUAACAUGCCUGCUUCCUUAAGCACCGAGACAAUAACGGUGGAGACAGAAAUGCCAGGAUUGAAGAGCCAGCAACAGGCAAAGGAGAGUAUGUGGGUGCAUCCAUACGCGCCUUUUAACGUGGGUCGUCAGAACUACCUUUACAUCUCAAGAGAUACUUCUGAAGUGAGGGUGGGGAAGGUCCUGAAUUUGAAACUGCACCUCAGCACGUUCUCCCAGAAGGAACGGAACUUCAUUCAACACGUUUCAUAUGUUAUUGUGAAUAAGGGCAAGAUAAUCCAUGCUGGCAAAGUGCGAGUAGCAGGACAAGAUAUCACUAAUUUUCCUCUGCUGAUCACAUCGGACUUUCAGCCAGCAUUCCGGCUUCUGGCAUACUAUGUGUUGCCCUGGAGCUGGAAGGGGGAGGUGGUGGUGGAGUCCAUGCUGGUGGAGGUGGAGAGCGAUUGUGUGGGAUCACUCACAGUCGGCCCAGUAAAGGGACGAGAGUUGGACACUCACUCGCCGGGCAGCAGCUUUCACUUCCAGGUUAGAGGUGAUCCAGGGGCGAAGGUUAGUCUGGUUGCCGUGGACAACGCUGUUUUCCUGCUGAGCAAGGGCCGACUGACGCAGAGUAAGAUCUGGGAUACGGUGGGCCGGUCUGAUAUGGGCUGCUCUGAAGAUGGAGGGCGCAACAGUAUGCUAAUGUUCCGAGACUCAGGACUGAGCUUUCAGUCCAGCUAUGGAGCUGAUACAUCUAUCUUGCCAGAGUGCUACAUUCAUCCCAGGAAGAAGCGCUCUGCAGCCCGACUGCAACUCCGAGCCCAGCUUGAGAAAAAGUACACCCAAGAUUUAGAGCAACGCUGCUGCAUGGCCGGUAUGAGGGAGAUUCCUAUGCCCUAUUCUUGCCGCCGCCGUUCUUUGUACAUCACAGAGAACUGGAGCUGUGUGAUGGCUUUCCUCGAAUGUUGCUCCCAGUAUUGGGGCCAGGAGCUGGGUGUCAUCACCCCGCCGCCACCCACCACUGCUGAGCCACCUCCAACCACACCCUAUGACGUAUUUUUGGAUCGACACGGAAUAGGAUCUGUCCCAGAUAUAUACAUAUUUCAUGCGGAGAGGGCGUUCUUAAUGCCUAUGAGUCCCAGACUUCCUGGACUUCCUGGACCUCCUGGACCUCCUGGGCCUCCUGGAUUUCCUGGACUUCCUGGACCUCCUGGACCUCCUGAAUCUCCUGUAGGCAGAGGGGGACGCUUUGGGCUCGGUGCUGCUUUGCCCGGUGCUGCUUUGCCUGGUGGUUUUGUGCCCAAGCAUGAUGAAUAUGAUGAUGAUGAUGAUGAUGAUUACGCCUCUGUGGAGGACAUUUACGUUCGCACAAAGUUCUUUGAGUCCUGGCUAUGGACUGAUAUCAAACUCCCAGGAGCGCCUGAGCCGGCUGCAAUGAAUGGAUUGGCUAUUAUGCAGGUGGACUCUGUUCUCCCGGACAGCAUCACUGAAUGGGGGGUUCUGGGUAUCAGCGCCUCACGUGACACAGGUUUUUGUGUAGCGGAGCCUUAUAAUGUCCGAGCGUGGAAGCCUUUCUUCAUCGACCUGCGUCUUCCUCGCACUGCCGCCCGACACGAACAUGUGGAGGUCAAAGCCGUGCUGCACAACUACAUGAACCAGGAUUUACAGGUGCUGGUGAUCCUGGAGAAGACGAGCGACAUGUGCAGUGUGGCGUUUACUGGAGAUCAUAAGCAGCAGGUGUCGGUCCAAGCACGUUCCUCUGUGCUUCUGCGUUAUACCGUCAUCCCUCUCAAAGCGGGAGAGUUCCCCCUGCAGGUCACAGCCACGGCGCGCUCCUUCGCUGGACAGGAUGCCAUCAGGAAGACUCUUCGCGUGGUGGUGGAAGGAAUUCAGAAGAUGGAUGUGAGGAGUUACGUGUUGGACCCUGCUGAUAAAGGAGGCAGCGAUGGGAAGCAGGAGAUUAAUGUGGAGAAAGCUAAACCGCUCUCCGUCGUUCCGAACUCGCUUCCAGAAACAUUUGUCAACGUUAGAGGUGAUUUGCUGGCAGACAGCAUUGAUAACUCCAUCAAUAAGGACUCUCUGGCGGCGCUGAUCCAGAUGCCCGGUGGAUGUGUGGAGCAGAACUUGGCCAGCAUCACACUGCCUCUCAUAGCUGCACACUAUCUGGACCGCAGCAGACAGUGGGAGAGUGUGGGAAUGCACCGCAGAGAGGAGGCUAUUAGCUACAUACAGAAAGGCUACGAGAACCAACUGUUCUAUCGCAAAAAGGAUGACUCGUAUCCACCCUACCGCAAUGAAGGAACCAGCACAUGGAUCACUGCGUUUGUGGUGAAGGUGUUCUCCAUGGCUAAGAAUUUCAUCAGUGUUGAUGAGAAACACAUAUGUGGGCCGUUGAUUUACCUGCUCAAACACAAGCAGCUCAGUUCUGGAGCGUUCAAAGAGGAUAACCCCGUCUACACCACCUCAAUGACGGGUGGUCUUCAAGGUGCAGAAUCCAAAGAGACCCUCACUGCAUUUGUACUGAUUGCCUUGGCUGAAGCUCAGAGUGCUGUCACCUGUAAUGAUCCAUCAGUCGUCCCAGAGACGAGUUUCAGCAGAGCAGGCGAGUAUCUGAAGGAGCGCUUCCCGCGGCUGAGGCGCCCCUACUCCGUGGCGAUAGCGUGCUAUGCUCUAGCCAUGAGCGGCAAGGGCUGCAUGAAGAGCAUGUUGCUGAAGGCUGCCUCACCAGACCGCACUCACUGGCCUGACUCGAGCUCGUUCUACACCUUGGAGGCCACAGGCUAUGCGCUGCUAGCUCUGCUGAAAGGAGGCCACAUGCUGGAGGCCAUUGCCCCCUUCAAGUGGCUGAACGAGCAGCGCAGAGUUGGAGGAGGAUACGGAUCCACACAGUCCACCAUGGUGGUCCUGCAGGCUCUGUCAGAGUAUCUGGUGAAGAGGCCUCCUGAGUCAAGGCUCAAUCUGCUGGUGGAGCUCCAGGUUCCUGGACGCUCAGACACACGCUGGUCCUUCACGCCCAAUCUGGCCCAUGUAGCCCGAUCGUCACGGGUUCCUCUAGACCAGGACUUCACCAUAGUAGCCUCAGGAAAUGGCCAAGGAGUCUUGGAGGUGGUAACAGUGUAUAACGAGUUGCCUGAUGUCUACGAGAAGAGCACCUGUAAUGGCUUUGAGCUGGACGUGUCCAUCAGCGAGAGCAGCGAGAAACCCCCACCAGAUGUAGAAAAAUCAUUUCAUCUCAACAUCAGUGUGAGAGCCCUGGAGCCACAUCAAGUGCGGAUGGCCAUUCUGGACAUCAGUCUGCCCACUGGCUUCGAACCAGAAACCUCUGACCUGGAGCAGCUGACUAACUCAGUGGAUCGCUACAUCAACAACUUCCAGGUGGUGGACAACCUGAGCGACAGAGGGUCUCUCAUCAUACACUUGUUCAAGGUGUCCAACAGAGAGCCAGACAUCAUCACAUUCAGACUUCAGCAGAAGUUUAAAGUCGGGUUGCUACAGCCUUCUACAGUUACUGUGUACCAGUAUUACAACAAAGAUAAACGUUGCAGCAGGUUCUACACUCCUCCAGAGGACAAAGAAGAGCUUGGUCAGAUCUGCAAGGACAACAUUUGCCGCUGUACUCAGGGUGACUGCUGUGUCGUGAAGACAGACGAUCAGUCAUCGGUGAAGGACAGGCAUAGCGCCACAUGCACUGGAAUUCACCAUGUGUUCAAGGUCAGGGUGCUGAGCGUCAGUACCAGCCAGUACGACAGAUAUGAGAUGGAGAUCCUGCAGGUUAUAAAGGAGGGAGAUCCUACAGGUUCUGAGGUUGGCCUGAAGCCGCAGGACACCAGAGUGUUUCUCUCUCAUGCAGGCUGCAGGGCGGGGCUGAACCUGCAGACAGGACAGGACUACCUCAUCAUUGGCCCGACCUCUGACAUAUGGCACGAAGGCAGCACUUCCAGCAGGUCCACAUACAUUCUGGGUAAGAAGACAUGGGUGGAGCGCUGGCCGUCAUCAGCAGAGUGCGUCACUCAGGCUGCCAUGCAGAGAUGUCAGGACCUGGAGACGUUUGCUAAUGAAUUACUGCGAAGUGGCUGCCAGACCUGAGAAGCACCACCUUCACCAUGUACAGAUUACAAACACAUAAACGAAUUCACACACUGUCAACUCAGAACACAAACAACUGUACACAAGCAUGCUUAAAACCUUAAAUACACACCAGAGAUUUUAGCCUUUUUUACUAUUCAGAUAUUAAGUUUGAAACGAAUAAUCCUAACAUGAAAAUAUGUUAUGUUGUCAUAAAUAAAAAAACAAAAGCUCAAA